AUGCAAACAACGAAUGAUGAACAUCUGGCGGCUGACGAGACUGACACCGAUGGCUCAUCGGUGAGCAAUGCAAGCCUGGCUUCGUCUACAACGAGUGUGACCAGUUCUAUUCUGGAGUAUCGUAUUGAAAAUGGGCGAACCUACCACAAGUAUAAGGACGGCAGUGAGUUUGAAGUCUCCGCAAAGAGUGGAACAAUCAGGCAAUAUGCUUAUGAUCUUACCAGAUUUAACGAGAAUGAGACUGAUACGACCGCAUCAGACCUUCAACACAAUUUGUUCAUCCGGACGUUUGAUGAUCGACUCGGUAGUGCGCCACCAAACGAUCGAGACGCAAAGGUCGGCAGAGUUCUCGACAUCGGCACCGGAUCCGGAAUCUGGGCCAUUGACUUUGGCGACGAACACCCAGAAUCCGAGUUCGAAAUUGACGACAUCGAGGAGCCGUGGCUGUUCUCGAGGCCUUUCGAUUACAUCCAUAGUCGCAUGAUGACGGGCAGCAUCAGAAACUGGAGACGAUUCCUCCAGAACUGCUUCGAUAACCUCAACCCCGGCGGCUACCUUGAGCUCAACGACAUCGACGCCGUACCCGUCUCAGACGACGGGACCCUCACGGAGGACACCUCGCUGAUGAAAAGCGUUCGUCUCUGCUGCGAAGCGAUCGCCAAGUUAGGGGUGCCCUACGAGCAUUUCAGCCGUUUCGAGGGCGUUCUCAAGGAGAUUGGCUUCGAAGACGUGCACAUCCAGCGAUUCAAAUGGCCCACCAACAGUUGGCCCAAGGAUAAGAAGCACAAGGAGAUUGGAAUUUGGAACUACGAGAACUUUGCUCCUAAUUGGGAGGGCUUUCUUAUGGCGCCGCUGACCCGAGCUCUCGACUGGACGAAAGAAGAGGUCAUUAUCCUCGCCAUGGAGGCUCGGAAAGACUUUGCGAACAGGAACAUUCAUGCUUACUAUAACAUGUGGGUUAUUCUUACUAUCCGGCUUAUCAUUGAGCUAACUUGA
Molecule: messenger RNA, 996 nt
Organism: Colletotrichum tamarilloi
Lineage: Eukaryota; Fungi; Ascomycota; Sordariomycetes; Glomerellales; Glomerellaceae
Product: methyltransferase domain-containing protein
Exons: 6
Coding region: 1-996 (331 amino acids)
Molecular function (GO): methyltransferase activity
Source: RefSeq, a predicted model, not a curated record